This is a messenger RNA of Lachnellula hyalina, 711 nucleotides long. Its product is annotated as Pisatin demethylase. NCBI's taxonomy places the organism in Eukaryota, Fungi, Ascomycota, Leotiomycetes, Helotiales, Lachnaceae. The record is from RefSeq and is a predicted model, not a curated record. Gene Ontology annotation, molecular function: iron ion binding; oxidoreductase activity, acting on paired donors, with incorporation or reduction of molecular oxygen; monooxygenase activity. The transcript has 5 exons. The coding region runs from base 1 to 711 and encodes 236 amino acids.
AUGGAGUCGUGCACCACUACAAAGAGUCAGCAGCAUGGCGAAUAUCUCAGUUACCUCCGAAACGUGCAAGAGAAGGGCGUGGAAUACAUGUCGGAUUACGCAAUAUUCGGCCAUCUCACCGCAAAUCUCUCUGCGGGAAGUGAUACAACUGCGAUGGCUUUACGAGCAAUCUUCUAUUUCCUAGUCAAAAACCCACGAACGUACGAGAAACUGAUGCAAGAAAUCGACGCAGCGGACGCAGAGGAGUUCAGCGAGGGACAGCAGUUGGAAUAUCUACAAGCCGUAAUAAAGGAAGCUAUGCGCUUGCACCCAGGUGUCGGCAUGCCACUCGAGCGAGUUGUUCCAGAAGGCGGCGCAACAUUAUGCGGAGAGUUAAUCCCAGGAGGAACAGUUGUCGGGGUCAAUGCAUGGGUUGUUCAUCACAGCAAAGAAGUGUUUGGGUUUGACACCUAUACGUUCCGCCCUGAGCGCUGGCUUGAGGCUAGACCGGAUCAGCUGAGGCUGAUGGAGCAGUCGUCCUUCGCGUUUGGUCAUGGCUCUCGAGCUUGUAUCGGCAAAAACAUUUCCAUGCUGGAGAUCAUAAAGUUAGUACCACAGGUCCUGAGACACUUCAGACUCGAGUGGGCAUCACCCCAGGAAGAGUGGGCAAUUUGUGGCGUAUGGUUUGCUAAGCAGUCUGGUGUUAUCAUGAGAGUUAUCCCAAGGGUAUGA